AUGGCAGACUCAAAUCCGCAUCCCCCUCCUCCUCCUCCUACUCCUACUCCUACAUUUCAACCGUUCAUUAAUCCACUUCCGUUCUCUUCACACUUAGUUACUGUAAAACUAAAUCAUGAGAAUUAUCUCUUGUGGAAGGCUCAGAUCAUGCCUUACCUCAAAGGGCAAAAUUUAUUUGGUUUUGUAGAUGGCACCAAUGCAACUACAUCUCGUCAGAUAUGGGUUAUCCUUGAAGAUCUUUUUGCUGCAAAGUCUCAAGCUCAGACCAUGCACGUACAAUAUCAACUAGCAAUGCUCAAGAAGGGAUUUGACUCUGUUGCUACUUACUACCAAAAAGCAAAGCUACUGCGUGAUACACUGUUUGCUGCUGGUAAACCUUCGUCAUCCUCUGAUUUUGUAACUUUUCUCUUGGCUGGUUUGGGAUCAGAUUAUGAGUCCAUGGUUACGUCUAUUACUACUCCAGUGGAUGCUCUUAGUCCUCCUCAGGUGUACAGCCACCUACUUACACAUGAAGCAUGA
Juglans microcarpa x Juglans regia is the source of this 519-nucleotide messenger RNA. RefSeq lists its product as uncharacterized. The record is from RefSeq and is a predicted model, not a curated record. Lineage: Eukaryota; Viridiplantae; Streptophyta; Magnoliopsida; Fagales; Juglandaceae. The transcript has 2 exons. Bases 1 to 519 code for a protein of 172 amino acids.